AUGAUUGGAAUUGAAUCCUUAGCUAAGGAAAUUAAGUAUUCCUUAAAAAGCAAAAAUGUACUUAGAUUCUAAUUAAUAAAGGCUGAUGAAAUGAUCAUGGACUCUUAUCUUUUAGGAUUUCUAUAAGGAAAGAAUCAUAAUAAAAAUAAUUUUGCAUAAAAUUUAGAACUAAUCAAAAAUUUAAGAGAAUUUAUUGAGAUACAAGUGUAUACAAAUGAAUAGAUUUUAAAUCUAUAUAAUAGAACUUUAAAUGGAAAUGAAGAUGUUUAUUUUAUUUUUUAAUAUGUUAGCUUCUACAGCUUUGUAAUAAUAUUGAAGAAAAUACAUUUAAGUAAAUCACCUUUUUUAUUUAGAAUUGAAUAAUUCAAUGAAAAUCAAUUUUAACCAAUAAAGUGUUAAGUUAUUUAAAACAAUUAAUAAUAAUAGAAUUCAAAUUAAUAGAAUUUUUAAAUAUUUGAAGAUGAAGAAGAAAAGAAUUUACAAUUUGCUUAAAGAAUAUAACUUGAGUAUAUUUUAAAUAUUAAUAUAUUUUAGACUCGAUACAUAAUAUUUGAAGGAGGUAAAUACUUAGAUAUAGAUGGAGGAUAUGAUAAGAAAGAAGAAGAAAUAAUAAGAAGAUGAAUAAAAAAAUUAAAUUGAAUGUAAGAUAUGUUUGGAAGUUAUUCCUUUUGUUGAAAUGGCAACUUUACAAUGUUCUCAUAUUUAUCAUUAAAAAUGUUUGAAUCAAUAUUGUGUUACUUAAAUAUAAGUACGUCAAUUCCCUCUCUGUUGUCCCACCAUUGAAUGCAAAAAACCUAUGAUCUAUUCUGAUUUAACUGAAGUAUUAGAUGAUCAAAAUCUUUAUGAAUUUUAAUAGUUUACUUUCAAAUAAUAUGUUGAAAGUCAUGGUGAUGAAGUAUAUUAAAUAUUUCAUUAUUAAGUAUUCAUGGUGUCCAACUCCUGAUUGCUAAUAUGUAUUUAUAGCUGAUGAUGCCUAAUUUAAUUGUCCUUCUUGUACGAAAUCCUAUUGUCUUCAUUGUAAAAUAGAAUAUCAUCAUGGAUAAACAUGUUAAGCUUAUAAAGAGAAAAUCUAAAAUGAAUUAAGACAAAAAAACGAAAAAAUUUUAGAUGAUUAAUUCUUUUAAUUUGUUUAAGGUGCUAAAUAUAAACAAUGUCCUUAAUGUAAAUUUUGGGUAGAAAAGAAUUAAGGAUGUAAUCAUAUGACUUGUAGAUGUAAAUUUCAAUUUUGUUAUGUUUUUGGAGGUGUUUAUGGUAGAUGUCAUUGUAGAUGAA
Molecule: messenger RNA, 1272 nt
Organism: Paramecium pentaurelia
Lineage: Eukaryota; Ciliophora; Oligohymenophorea; Peniculida; Parameciidae
Source: the annotation of a GenBank genome assembly